Messenger RNA from Gilbertella persicaria, 1020 nucleotides. RefSeq lists its product as uncharacterized. The transcript has 5 exons. The record is from RefSeq and is a predicted model, not a curated record. NCBI's taxonomy places the organism in Eukaryota, Fungi, Mucoromycota, Mucoromycetes, Mucorales, Choanephoraceae. Gene Ontology annotation, molecular function: chromatin binding. Gene Ontology annotation, cellular component: pericentric heterochromatin. The coding region runs from base 1 to 1020 and encodes 339 amino acids. Gene Ontology annotation, biological process: negative regulation of transcription by RNA polymerase II; chromatin organization.
AUGGCCAAUUCACCAGAAGAAGUCUACGAAGUAGAAAAGAUCGUAGGUCAUGUUUUUGAGAAAAAGAAAAAUAAAACGCACAUCUUAUACAAUAUCAAAUGGAUGAACUAUGAUGAUUCUGAUAAUACUUGGGAGAAAGAAGCUAAUGUAUUUGCUGUUGAUCUUGUCAUUAAAUACUGGGAAAGUCUUCCAAAAGACUCUCCCGAUAGAAAGAUGUUUGAAAGCAUCCAAUCUCUACGCAAAAACCCUAUUUUGCUUCCUUCUAGUAUAGCAACCAAUCCCAAAUCAGCCAAAAUUACAGACAUUUUCUCUCAAGACGCAACAAAAAAAUCUGCUGUCGCUUCUUCUUCCUCGACACCACCGACAGAAGGACUUAAGAAACAGCAGAGUAUAGCUGAUAUUUUUAAAGCAGCUACUUCUGAAGUGACAUCCAUUGUAUUGGGUGCUGGAAAAGAUAAACAGCCUGAAGGACAAUCUUCUGGUAAAAGAACACCUACUGUAGUUGUCAAUGAAGAUAGCGAUGAUGACGAUGAUGAAGAGGAAAAUACAAAAGUAAACGGGACAAAUGACUCCAAGUUGGAUUCAAAUCGUUCUACCCCUGAUGUCAGACUGGGGACAGAAGUGGAUGAACUUGAGCAGAACAGUGAAGAAGUACCAGCUCCACCUAAGCGUAAAAGAACAGCACCUGCACGUUCUGAUUAUUUCCUUGAAGAACAUAAAAGAAAAAGAAACAGAGGUCAAUCUACCGAUAAUGAUGGGGAUUUAUCGUCUAUUAGCUCUGUUGCUAGUGAACCAAAGAACGCAAACAUCAUUUUUGAUGAAAGAUACGGUGUAGAUCCACCUAUGGAUUGGAAGGCGGAAGCAGAAAAGGUAGAAUAUGUUGGCAGAGAGAUUCCAGAUUCACCUUUAUAUUGCACUGUUAAAUGGAAGGAUGGCGUAAAAUCUGUUCAUCCUGUGAAUUUAGUUCGAGAAAAACGUCCUGAUUUGUUGAUUGAUGCUUUAUUAAAAUUGAUUAAAUAA